AUGUCUGCCUCCUUCAAGAUUACGGAUCUUCUUCCCCUCCAAAAUUCGAGUGCCCGCAUCCCGCGCCUCGGCUUCGGCGUCUAUCGCUCCCCCACCAACCAGUGCGUGCAGUCCUGCCUGAAGGCAUUGGACGCCGGCUACCGACACAUCGAUACAGCACAAUUCUACGCCAAUGAAGCGGAAGUUGGCGAGGCAUUGCGCACCACCAGCGUCCCCAGAGAUCAGAUCUUCGUCACGACCAAGAUCCUCAGCCCUGCAGUCUCGGUCGAGGCUACCUACGAUAAAUUGUUGGCUUCCGUGCACAAGAUCGGCGGCGCAGAUGGAUAUGUUGAUUUGUUCCUGAUUCACUCCUCUAGCUCAGGCUCUGCUGGGCGGAAGCUUUUGUGGCAGGCGCUUGAGAAGCUCUACGCGGAGGGUAAGACGAAGAGUAUCGGGGUUAGCAACUUCGGUGUGGGGCACAUCGAGGAGAUGCGCUCAUAUGCGCAAGUGUUCCCGCCUCAUGUUAAUCAAAUUGAGGUCGGUGCUUUUGCUUCUACUACUACUCUUCUGACUACUUGGCUUCACCCGUGGUGCCAACAGCGCGUCAUUGACGAAUACUGCCAGAAUAAUGGUAUUAUUGUCGAGGCGUAUUCGCCCAUCGUGCGAAACUAUAAAGCCAACGACCCAACACUAGUGGAGGUCGCAAAGAAAUACGGCAAGUCCACCCAGCAGGUCUUGAUCCGCUUUGCGCUACAGAAGGGCUGGGUGCCUCUGCCCAAGACCGACAACCCCGACCGAAUCGUGGCCAAUGCGGACGUUUUCGACUUCAAUAUCAGCGUGGAGGAUAUGGCCGUGCUUGAUUCCUUUGACCAGGGCAGUGCCGGCGCUAUUGUAGAGGCCGUGGACAACGAAUGA
Molecule: messenger RNA, 894 nt
Organism: Penicillium digitatum Pd1
Lineage: Eukaryota; Fungi; Ascomycota; Eurotiomycetes; Eurotiales; Aspergillaceae
Source: RefSeq, a predicted model, not a curated record